[Candida] anglica is the source of this 1674-nucleotide messenger RNA. Lineage: Eukaryota; Fungi; Ascomycota; Pichiomycetes; Serinales; Debaryomycetaceae. The record is from the annotation of a GenBank genome assembly.
AUAAUUUUGAUCUAGAGUUGUAAGAAAAUCCAUUUAGAUUAUUACUACUAAAAAAGAAGAACUUUAGUGUUUUUUUUUUCUUAACCUACUUUUUCUGAUAUUCUGGUGUUUCCCCUCUGGAUCCUCCACCUGUACCUACUGUCCGUCCGUUUACCAUGUCCUCCGUUUCCAUUGAAAACUCCGAAAGAGUUUCUACUUCUUCUCGUCCAACCAAGCGUUUUAUUAAGGGUCCUGAUGACAAGGCCCAAAAGAAGGCUAUUAAUGACUUGCACGAAGAAAUUAAGAAGUUGAACCUUACUAAUGAUGAAAUCAAUGCUCAAAUUGAAAAAGUUGUAUCUGAUCCAAAGCUUAUUGCCAAGAGAUCUGAAUUACAAAAGGAAUUAAAGGAAUUGAUUUCUAAGCAAGGUUCUAUUAAAUCUGAAAGAAACACUAUUAUGGAUCAAAUUAAGGCUAUUGAUCAACAAUUGAAGAGAAAGAUUACUGAUAUUCAAGCUCAAACUUCUAAGAACUCUUUUAAGAAUGUUCAAGAAAUUGAUGCUAGAGUUAACUAUCUUGAUUCUCUUAUCGAUGAAGGUUCUUUAAAACUUGCUGAUGAAAGAAGAUAUGUUAAGGAAAUGUCUUCUUUACGUAAGUUACGUAAAGAUUUCGGAUCAAUUGAAAAAUUACAAGAAUUAGUUGAUCAAGAUAAGGAAAAAAUUUCUGAAUUGAAGAAAAAAUUGAAUGCUAUUCAAAACAAGGAAGUUCAAGCUAGAUUUGAAGCCAUUCAAAAGGAAUUGGAUGAAUUGAAUGUCAAGAACAAGGCUGUUUCCGACAAGAGACAAUCAUUAUUUGACCAAAGAAACAAGCUUAGAAAGACCAAGGAUGAAAAAUACUCUCAAAUUAAGAAAUUAAGAAGUGAUUUGGAUGCUGAAUUUGCCAAGUUUAAGUCUUUGAUGGCUGCCGAAAGAAAGAAGAGAGAUGAAGAAUACAAGCAACAACAAUUGGAAGAAAAGCAAAACAGAAGAAAGCAAAUUGCUGAAAAGGAAUUAGCUGCUGCUUCUGUUCCAGCUUUCUCCAAGGAAAUUGAUUCUCUUCACAUUUUAUUAUCUUACUUUGACCCAUCUUAUGUUAAGCCAGCUGCCAAGAACUUUGACUUGAUUAGACAAAGUACUGCUUCUUUACCACCAUCUAAGCCAACUAGACAAGUUGAAAUGCCAGAAGAUUUUGUUGUUAUUAAGAAGGAACAAGAAUCUUUUGUUUCUGCUUCCAAGUCCAAGUCUAAGAAGAACAAGAAGUCCACCAAGUCUAAGCCAUUCACCGUUGAAUCCGAUGUCAUUGCUACUUUGGGUGAAUUGAGUAUUCCAUUGCCAACCAAGACUGAUGAUGUUCCAGCCACCAUUGAAACUUUGAGAGAAACUUUGAAGGCUCUUGAAGAUAAGCAAGAAGAACAAACUAAGCAAAACAUCGAAAGAGCCAAGGCUAAGAUUGCUAAGCUUGAAGCUGAAGAAGAUGCUGCUGAAGCUGAAGAAGAUGCUGCUGAAGCUGCUGAAUCUGAUGAAACCAAGGAAACUGAAACUGAAGCUGAAACUGAAACUGAAACUCAACCUGAAGCUGAAGUUGAAGCUGAAGUUUCUGAAGAAGCUGCUGCUUAAUUUUUAGAUCAAAGUUUUCAGAGGUUAUCACUAAAGAGUAUGA